This is a messenger RNA of Zingiber officinale, 3263 nucleotides long. Its product is annotated as pentatricopeptide repeat-containing protein At3g53360, mitochondrial-like. Gene Ontology annotation, molecular function: RNA binding; protein binding. The transcript has 2 exons. The record is from RefSeq and is a predicted model, not a curated record. The coding region runs from base 504 to 2714 and encodes 736 amino acids. Lineage: Eukaryota; Viridiplantae; Streptophyta; Magnoliopsida; Zingiberales; Zingiberaceae. Gene Ontology annotation, biological process: RNA modification.
CAUUACUUUAACUUCAUCAUUGAGACAGAAUAAGAGCUUGGUUUCUAGCUCUCGCCCACUCUGGGUGGUGUUAGGUACAUGGAAUGUGAGGGGGAAAAAAGGAAGGAUUGAUCGAGUCUUGAUAAUUCUCAACUCCUUUGAUUUCCUUGUUUGUUUUCUGUUACUAGACCACUUUGAUUUGCGAGUAGCAGAUUUGCAAGACCUCAUUCAAGGUGGCAGCCUCAAUGGCAGAGUUUCGGUGAGGAGACAAAGCUUGAACAUGAUGAUGGUGAUGAUGUCGUACAGUUUCAAAUCCCUAAAUCAAUGGCCUCACUGAACCUCCUACUUUCUUGGAGCUUCUUCUUCCACUCCUAGCUAGUCCUCUAUUUGCGAACUCAAAGAAGAGCUACUUCAUGCUGAACACUUCCACUUUCUUGCUACGUCUCCUUGAGUAUCAACACUUAAUUUGGGCUAAAUCGAGGUGCUCAAGAAGAGUUUCUUCAACUCGCUGUUGAAUCGGGAACAUGAAAGUUACUACUGCUCCAAACCGACCUCCACCUCCUCCUCGAUGCCGCCUAUAUCCAAUUGCCACCUCCACCUCUCCCGUUCGGCUCACCGCCCCAGGUCCAUCCAAUAUCCUCUUCUCGACUGCAGCCAAAUCCAAGCCCAUCGACCACGCUCUCAAACUCUUCCAUCUCCUCCCACUCUCUGCUCGCGACACCGUCACCUGGAACACCGCUAUCUCCAUCUGCCUCCGACACCGCCGCAUCCACACCGCCCUCCGCCUCUUCCGCCACAUGCUCCUUUUCUCCCCUUACCAACCCGACAUCAUCACCCUGCGCUUGCUUUUCAGAACCCUCUCCCAUACUAAUCAUUUCCCGCUCUUGCCUCAGGUCCACGCUUAUACGCUCAAGCACCAACAUCGCCUCACCUCCUCGGAGCUCACCAUCUGCACCACAUGUUUGCUCAAUUUAUACCGCAAGUUUGGACGUGUGGAACUCGCCCGUCAGCUGUUCGACGCAAUUCCCGACAAAGAUACCAUUGCCUUCACUUCCAUGUUGAUGGCUUACAGGGAGGAGGAAAGUGCAUCAGCCUUGUUUAUCGGUCAGCAGAUCCACGCACUUGUAGUUAAAUCCGGCAUGGCGUCUGGUGUAUAUGUAGGUGCUUGCUUAGUUGCAUUUUAUGCAAAAUGCCGGGAAAUGGCAUGCGCGAAGAGAGCAUUCUUUGGCAUUUCUGAGCCUACUGUUGUGUCAUGGAACGCCCUCCUGGCUGGGAAAUCGAAAUUGUUGGAUUCGGAUGGAGGAGGAUUCCAGCUAUUUUGUCGCAUGAGGUCUUCAGGUUUGAAUCCCGAUCAUGAUACAUUUGCCGGUGUUCUUCGAUCUUGUAGGGAGGGCAUUGGAAUUGGAGAAGUGAGAGAGUUGCAUGGAUUUGCCACCAAGAUGAUGGAGAUUAAAUUUGAUUUGUUUGUGGGCAUUGCUCUCUUUGAAGCAUAUCUGGAUCAUGGGUGCUUCAAUGAAGCUCAACAAGUGUUUUCUGGGUUGGUGGAAAAGGAUGAUGUGGCCUACAACUUGGCAAUUCAAGGGUACACUAGAAAUGGGCAAGUACCGGCCGCUGUCAACUUGUUUAUUGAAUGCUUAAAGACGAAGAGGGAAUUGAGAGAGUUGACACUAUCAUCUACCUUGAAGGUAGUAGGAUUGCAUUCCGGAAAACAAUUGCAUGCUGUGAUGAUCAAGUAUGGAUGCAGAUGUGAACGACUUUUCAACUCCUUGACUAAAAUGUAUUUGGACCAUCAUGUUUUGGAUGAUGCAAUCAACGUGCUUGAACACUUUGAUAAGCAGGAACUCACCUUGUGGACUUCACUUAUCUCAGGUCUUUCAAGGAUAGGCGAGAGUGAACUUGCAUUGAAGCUUUAUGCUACAAUGACAACAGAGGAACCAGUGCACCAGCCAGCUCCAAAUCAUUACAUCUUCUCAGCCCUUCUUAGCUCAUGUGCACAUAUUGCAGCAGUUGAAGAAGGAAAACAGAUUCAUGCACAGAUAAUCAAGUCAGAUAUCAGAAUGAAACAUGAGUUAUUUGUUGCAAGUAGCUUGCUGUGCAUGUAUGCAAAGUCAGGAUACAUAGAAGAAGCCAUUAGGCUAUUUGAAGAGACGCCGAAACGAGACAUAGCCACUUGGAAUGCAAUGAUCAGUGCCCUAGCUCAGCAUGGUUUUCCUGAAAGAGCAAUUGGCAUAUUCGAAGAAUUAGUUAACCUCAAGGAACCAAAGCCUAACAACAUCACAUAUAUAGCAGUUCUAUCUGCAUGCAAUCACUGUGGUUGGCUAGAGGUUGGCUACCAGUAUUUCAAAACCAUCAAGGAGCCAACAAUCAAUCACUAUGCCUGUGUGAUAGAUAUGUUUGCCCGAGCGGGAAAGUCGGAAGAAGCAAUUGAGUUUGUAGACAAAAUGCCUUUUAAAGGGAAAGAACACAUUUGGUCUUCCUUGCUGGCCUCCAGUUGUGCCAAUAGAAACAUUGAAUUGGGGGAGUACGCAGCUAAGAAGCUGCUGGAACUAAAUCCAAUAGACCCUGGAACAUACAUUGCCUUAUCGAAUCUAUAUGCUGCUUGUGGAAGAUGGGGUGAUGCUCAUCAUGUUAGGAAGCUUAUGAAGUCCACCUCAGACAAAAAACAUUCUGGGGUUAGCUGGUUAACAGUAAAUUCACGACGGUAUGCUUUCACAAAUGAAAGGAGCCAUAUCUAAUUAUCAUUGCUUGCUGGGUAAUAAAAUUAUGUUUGUUUGAUGUUAAUUGACGCCAACAGUAUGCUUGCUGAGUAAAUAUAUGCCACCACAAUGGUCUGACACAUCAUCGAUCUGUAGUGCCAUAGCUGGGAGAUCUGGCAGGAACAAUCAGUAACUUAGUUAAUGCAACUGUUAGAAGAUGUAGCAGCACUAGCAGUGAGAAUAUAAAUUUCAAGACCUAUAAAUAUUGUUUAAGGAAAUUGAGAAAGGAUCUGCUUCCAGCUAUAGUAUUAGACAGAGGGUGACAAAGUAGGAGAGAGAAAUCUUUGUGGCAACCUCAUGAACGUAACUCAGUAGUUUGCCUGAAUUGCGUCAACCCCAACCUGCGAGAUAAGUCUCUCAUGAGGACUCUGAGAAGAUUCAUUGGCCUAUCUAGUACAUGAUUAAAAUGUCAAGAUGCUAAAAGGCGGACUUUGGAUUUGCCUUGCAACUAUCUAAAUUGUUGCAUUCAGUAUGUAGUGCCCCCAAUGGGACUAUAUAGAAAUAUUGAUAUAGUUUGUUGAUAUGCUA